This is a messenger RNA of Prunus dulcis (almond), 3613 nucleotides long. Its product is annotated as phosphoenolpyruvate carboxylase 4. Gene Ontology annotation, molecular function: phosphoenolpyruvate carboxylase activity. Gene Ontology annotation, cellular component: cytosol. The record is from RefSeq and is a predicted model, not a curated record. The coding region runs from base 261 to 3395 and encodes 1044 amino acids. Lineage: Eukaryota; Viridiplantae; Streptophyta; Magnoliopsida; Rosales; Rosaceae. The transcript has 20 exons. Gene Ontology annotation, biological process: carbon fixation; tricarboxylic acid cycle.
CCUUGGCAUUCAUACGGUAAAAGUAGGACCCACGUUUACCCUCCUUAAUAUCCGUACGUUGAGACUCUCUCGCUCCUUCCCUCUCUCUUCUUGCCACCACUACCACCACCACCAUCACAAGCUUCAUCUUCUCCUCUGCUUCUUUUGCUUUCACUUUCUCUCUCUAAAACACACACACACACUCACACAAGGACACUUUCACUCUCUAAAACUCCCUCCCUCUCUGUUUCUCUCGCUGUAUCUGUGCUUCUGUUGCAACAAUGACGGACACGACGGAUGACAUAGCAGAGGAAAUCUCGUUCCAGAGCUUCCAGGACGAUUGUAGAAUGCUGGGCAGCCUUCUUCAAGAAGUGUUGCAGCGAGAGGUCCGCAGCGAAAUCAUGGAGAAAGUUGAAAGGACCCGAAUCCUCGCUCAGAGUGCUUGUAAUAUGAGGAUAGCGGGGAUAGUGGACAUUGCGGACGUCCUGGAGAAGCAGCUGGCGUCAGAAAUGUCGAAGAUGGGCUUAGAAGAGGCUUUGGUCCUCGCUCGCACUUUCAGCCAUUACCUCAAUUUGAUGGGCAUUGCCGAAACCCAUCACAGGGUUCGCAAGCAACGAAAUGACUCAAAUGAGGCAUCUCUUGCAAAAUCUUGUGAUGAUAUUUUUAAUCAGCUUGUGCAUGGUGGGUUUUCCCCAGAUGAUCUUUAUAAUAAUGUUUGCAACCAGAAGGUUGAAAUUGUUCUUACUGCACAUCCUACACAAAUUAAUCGCCGUACCUUGCAAUACAAACAUAUAAGAAUUGCUCAUCUUUUAGAUUACAAGGGCCGACCUGAAAUUACUAAUGAAGACAAAGAAAUGCUGAUUGAAGAUCUGGUGAGAGAGAUAACUUCGAUAUGGCAGACAGAUGAGCUUAGGCGCCAUAAACCUACACCGGUUGAUGAAGCAAGGGCAGGUUUGAACAUUGUGGAGCAGUCCCUUUGGACAGCUGUACCUCAUUAUUUACGUCGAGUUAGCAAUGCUUUAAAGAAGCAUACUGGAAAACCACUUCCAUUAACUUGCACACCAAUCAAGUUUGGGUCUUGGAUGGGGGGUGACAGAGAUGGAAAUCCUAAUGUAACAGCAAAGGUCACAAAAGAUGUCUCACUUUUAUCUAGGUGGAUGGCUAUUGAUCUCUACAUCCGAGAAGUUGAUCACCUCAAGUUUGAAUUAUCCAUGAAUCGGUGCAGUGAUAGAUUGUCAAGACUGGCAGAUGAAAUUUUAGAGCAAGAUACUUCAUCUGAGGAUCGGCAAGAGAGUUGGAAUCAGUGUUUUGGUAGACAUCAGUUGAACUUGAAGCAACAGGGUGGGACCCUUCCAACACAACUUCCAGCUAGAGCUGAUCAACCCUCUUGCACUGAAUGCAUUCCCAGAAUUGAACUUCCACGGACUGAUUAUAUGCUGCCGAAUCAUCAGGGUGGUCAGGACUCUCCAAUCUCAGAUCCUUCAUCCCAGAAUCCCCUUCACAAUGGGCAUAUGAUAAAAAAUGGAUCUCCAGGGUCUGCCUCUCGUAGUUCUAGUCAACUGCUUACUCAAAGGAAAAUGUUUGCAGAAUCCCAGGUUGGAAGGUCCAGUUUCCAAAAGCUUUUAGAGCCAAUGCCCCCUCAGAGACCUGGAGUUCCUCCUUAUAGAGUUGUUCUUGGUAAUGUUAAAGACAAGCUUAUGAAGACACAAAGACGAUUGGAGCUUCUUCUUGAAAAUCUUCCUUGUGAGUACAAUACAUGGGAUUGUUAUGAUACGACAGACCAACUUUUAGAACCGCUGCUCCUAUGCUAUGAAUCUUUGCAAUCAUGUGGAUCUGGAGUGCUAGCUGACGGUCGACUUGCUGAUCUGAUCCGAAGAGUUGCUACCUUUGGGAUGGUAUUAAUGAAGCUCGACUUGCGUCAGGAAUCUGGUAGACAUGCUGAGACAUUUGAUGCAAUUACCAAAUAUUUGGAGAUGGGUACAUACAGUGAGUGGGAAGAAGAAAAGAAACUGGAAUUUCUUGCAAGAGAGCUCAAAGGGAAGAGGCCGCUAGUCCCACCAAGCAUGGAGGUUUCUCCUGAUAUUAGAGAAGUACUGGAUACCUUUCGUGUAGCUGCUGAGCUAGGCAGUGAAUCGCUUGGAGCAUAUGUGAUUUCUAUGGCGUCACAUGCAAGUGAUGUCCUUGCUGUGGAGCUUUUGCAGAAAGAUGCACGACUUUCUGUUAGUGGGGAGAUUGGAAGGCCAUGUCCAGGCGGAACGCUGCGGGUGGUUCCUCUGUUUGAAACUGUGAAGGACUUGAGAGGAGCUGGCUCAGUGAUCAGGAAAUUAUUAUCCAUUGAUUGGUACCGGAAACACAUAAUCAAGAGCCAUAAUGGGCUUCAAGAGGUGAUGGUUGGAUAUUCUGAUUCUGGUAAAGAUGCUGGACGAUUUACUGCAGCAUGGGAACUUUACAAAGCUCAAGAGGAUGUUGUGGCUGCAUGCAAUGAAUAUGGUAUUAAGGUUACUCUGUUCCACGGGCGAGGGGGAAGUAUUGGUCGUGGAGGUGGCCCUACAUAUCUUGCCAUUCAAUCCCAGCCGCCUGGCUCUGUUAUGGGUAGCCUACGGUCAACUGAGCAAGGAGAGAUGGUUCAGGCAAAAUUUGGGCUGCCACAAACUGCUGUCAGGCAGCUAGAGAUCUACACGACAGCUGUGCUGCUUGCAACCAUGCGCCCUCCACUCUCACCUCGGGAAGAAAAGUGGCGUAACCUCAUGGAGGAGAUCUCAAAAAUCAGUUGCCAGAACUAUCAGAGCGUAGUCUACGAAAAUCCAGAGUUCCUUGCCUACUUCCAUGAGGCUACGCCCCAGGCUGAGCUUGGCUUCCUCAACAUAGGAAGCCGCCCCACAAGAAGAAAGAACACUACAGGAAUUGGACAUCUUCGUGCAAUUCCAUGGGUAUUUGCAUGGACCCAAACCAGAUUUGUUCUUCCGUCUUGGCUUGGAGUUGGAGCAGGUUUAAAAGGGGUUUGUGAAAAGGGACACACUGAAGACUUAAAAGCUAUGUACAAAGAGUGGCCUUUCUUUCAGUGUACCCUUGACCUUAUAGAGAUGGUUUUAGGGAAGGCAGACACUCCUAUAGCCAAACGCUACGAUGAAGCCCUUGUCUCAGAAAGCAGGCAACACAUUGGUUCUGAACUGAGAAAGGAGCUCUUAACGACAGAGAAGUAUGUACUGGUGGUUAGCGGGCAUGAGAAGCUAUCUGGGAAUAAUCGGAGCUUGAGGAAGCUGAUUGAGAGCAGGCUUCCCUUUCUCAAUCCUCUGAACAUGUUGCAGGUUGAGGUACUCAAGAGAUUGAGAAGUGACGACGAUAACAAUAAACUCAGAGAUGCAUUGCUCAUCACAAUAAAUGGGAUCGCUGCGGGGAUGAGAAAUACAGGCUAAGUUGAAGAAGUCUUGCAAUCUCUUGGAUUGGAUGUAAAACUUCUUUUACUGAACAUUCCACAUUUUUCUUUUUCCAGUCUUGCUUAUUUUAAGGGUUGCUGUUAUUAGGAAUCUAAGUCCCUGAGGAAUGUUGUAUGCACUGAUCAAUAGGUUUCAUAAACAGAUUAUACAGAUAAUUCUACUGCAAUGGUGAAAUGUUGAAUUUCUUUUAGUUUGCA